Molecule: messenger RNA, 930 nt
Organism: Bufo bufo (common toad)
Lineage: Eukaryota; Metazoa; Chordata; Amphibia; Anura; Bufonidae
Product: olfactory receptor 1019-like
Exons: 1
Coding region: 1-930 (309 amino acids)
Biological process (GO): sensory perception of smell; G protein-coupled receptor signaling pathway
Cellular component (GO): membrane
Molecular function (GO): G protein-coupled receptor activity; olfactory receptor activity; odorant binding
Source: RefSeq, a predicted model, not a curated record
AUGGAACAAAGGAACAAGACCCUUGUCACAGAAUUCGUACUCGCUGGUUUCUCCUCCGACCCAAACCUUCAGCUUCCUCUCUUCCUCGUCUUCUUGUUAGUCUACAUGGUAACCGUCCUGGGUAAUCUUAUGAUCAUUGUAUUAGUUACAGUAACUCCAGGCUUACAAACACCAAUGUACUUCUUCCUUAUGAACUUAUCCUUUGUAGAUGUCUUUUAUUCAUCAACUAUAACACCUAACAUUAUGGCCAACUUCUUCUCUGUUAAGAAGACAAUCUCCAUUACUGGUUGUGCAAUUCAAAUGUUCUUCUUCAUUGAUCUGGCGAGCACAGAAGGGAUGAUACUUGCAGUGAUGGCCUAUGAUCGAUAUGUAGCUAUAUGUAAACCGCUGUAUUAUAAAAUAAUUGCAAGCGAAGCAACAUGUCUGCAACUCGUUUUCUCAGUAUACACAGCAGGAUGUGUUAAUUCAUUCAUUCAUACAUAUAGUGCAUUUAUCUUACCAUUUUGUGGGUCUACCCAUAUCAACCAUUUCUACUGUGAUAUUAAUCCCAUUUUAAGACUAUCAUGUAAAGAUACAUAUCUUAACCAAGUAUUCUUAUUUGUUGUUGCGGGUUCUAUUGAAGUGGGAUCCUUUUUAUGUAUAGUGAUAUCAUACACCUACAUUAUAUUUGCCAUAUUUAGAAUUGGAUCUUCUAGAGGUAGAAGCAAAUCACUCUCCACUUGUAUUUCUCAUUUUACAUGUGUAGCCUUAUUCUACUGUCCAGUUUUCUUCAUGUAUUUGCGACCAAAUUCUGCCUAUGCAGGGGAUCAGGACUGGAUGGUGUCAGUGUUCUAUACAGUGAUAAUACCAAUGUUAAAUCCCAUGAUCUAUAGCUUAAGAAAUCAAGAUGUAAAACAAGCUCUGGUAACAUUUAAAGUAUUUAGUUUAUAA